Rotaria sordida is the source of this 324-nucleotide messenger RNA. NCBI's taxonomy places the organism in Eukaryota, Metazoa, Rotifera, Eurotatoria, Philodinida, Philodinidae. The record is from the annotation of a GenBank genome assembly.
AUGCUCAAUUCAACAACAGAAGAUUGUUAUAUUCCUGGAAAUUUUACAUCAAAAAUUGUUGAACGUUUUCCAUCACUUACUGAUAUUAAACUUCGAGUGUAUUCAUUUAAUGAACUUGUAUCUGCUGUUGAUAUAUUACUUUAUCAUUUAAAAAAUUUGUCUUAUCUUAAAAUUUAUUGUAGUUUAAUUCCAGUAUUCGAUGAUUAUUAUUGUCCUAGUUAUAUUAUUGAAAAACGUCGUCAAGCAUUUAAUUUAAAUAUUAUCGAUGAAUAUAAGGUUGUGGUUAAUAGAAGUGCAGGAUAUGUAGAAAUUAGAUUAUCAUGA